Penicillium macrosclerotiorum is the source of this 1998-nucleotide messenger RNA. Its product is annotated as fungal specific transcription factor domain-containing protein. The transcript has 9 exons. The record is from RefSeq and is a predicted model, not a curated record. The coding region runs from base 1 to 1998 and encodes 665 amino acids. NCBI's taxonomy places the organism in Eukaryota, Fungi, Ascomycota, Eurotiomycetes, Eurotiales, Aspergillaceae. Gene Ontology annotation, biological process: positive regulation of transcription by RNA polymerase II; DNA-templated transcription. Gene Ontology annotation, molecular function: sequence-specific DNA binding; zinc ion binding. Gene Ontology annotation, cellular component: nucleus.
AUGCCAGCGGGCAUGUGUACGAUGUCGGGCUAUCUUCGUCAAUUAGAAGACCAUUUAUUUAAGAGUACCGGGUCUCUACGCCACAUAGAUACCUCACAUCGAAGGGUCACGUCUCCUUAUGCAGGGGAGAAUAACGUUGAUAACGUUGAUCCUCCUUCACCCAGCUCGCCGUCUAUUAUUUUGGGAGACGACGAGGUCCGAUGGAGAGAAAUAACACGGGGGCUUGAUCCUACUCUUCACGCAACACAUACGCCGCACGUACAAGAAACAGAAGCCGUUGGAGAUCCGGAUAUUGAGCAAGAUGGUCGUAGAUCACGAUUUUCCCGAAAUCCUCUUGUUGAUAAAGAUCCACCUUUUGCUCAAACACCCGAUGGGCGUUUUUGGUAUAUGGGCCCAACAUCAUCUUGGUCAUUCUGUCGGCGUGUUCUCCGCCUUAUUGGGAGACGUGUCCCAGAAUCAAAUUGUCCUCCAGACCCUUGGCACUUAGAUGGAAUGGCAUUUAAGCUUCAAUGGAGACCCGUACCCCUAGAUGAGGUACCUGAUGUUUCAAAUUUACCACCUCUGGAUUAUGCGCUGUUCUUGUUCAAUACUGUCAAGUUCUAUUUUGGAUUUUUAUCAUUUAUGAUUGAAGAAGACGCGUAUCUUCGAGAUUUGCACGAGUUUUACAAAGAUCCCAUUGCCAAAGCAUCUUCCUCGAGAUAUUGGUAUGUUCAAUAUCUUCUAGUGCUGGCUUUUGGGAAAGCGUUUCUCACGCAGAAGAAUCCUUCUGGAAUCCCUCCGGGUCAUCAAUAUGCCUCGAGGGCGAUGGCUCUUCUUCCAGAUUUAUCAGGCAUGCAUGAAGACCCUCUGACGUGCAUUCAGGCAUUAAGCCUCGGUGCGGUAUAUCUGCAGUCUGUCGAUAUGCGCCGCGCUGCUUUUCAACAUAUAGGACAAGCGUUGCGAGGAUGCAUUAUAGAGGGUAUUCAUCGACAUGUUCCCGAAGAACUCGGUGGACCAGAAUUGUCUCGUCGCUGUCGAACGAUCUUUUGGGUUGUAUAUAUGCUUGACCGAGAAUUUUCAGCUCUUAUCGGUGCCCCAAGUUCAAUUCGAGAUGAAGACAUUACAGUCCGGCUGCCAGCAGACGUUGAAGGAUCCGUGGAGCACAUUAAUUUAACAUUACAUGUUCGACUUUCCCGACUGAUGUCUCAAAUUUUGACAACGGUUUACGGAGUUGGUGAUGAGUUUAAUGGGUCACUCAUCCGAAAUACGCAAUCCAUUUUACACCGGAUGGCAGAGUUAUCCCAGGAUCUCACCGCAUUCCUCAACACCCAUUUCCAUGGAUUGAUUGGCAGGGCGUCGAAGAUGGCGAUCAGACUCAUGCUAGCUCAUCAUCAUUGUAUUGUUCUCACAACAAGACCUCUGGUCAUGUGUGCUUUGAAUAUGCACAUUGAGCGCACCGAGAGGAACACUUCUCAAAGCAUAUCAUUGUCUCCCCCCGUGGCAUCUCUUCUGCAGUGUUGUGCCGAUUCGGCUCAAACGAUCCUUCAGACCCUUCAGACCUUAUCCGAUGAUGAUUUGAUUGAUGCAUUUCUGCCAUUUCAAGUCGAAGAUGCUUCUUCAUCUGCCUUUGUUCUCUAUCUUAUUCGAGCAAUUGCGCCUUCUUUGAUCCAUAAUGAUACUUGGUUUGAUCAUUUGGAAUGUGUGCUUGAUAAAUUGAUUGCAAAAGGGAACUUAGCUGCGCCACUUCGACGACAAGAACUCAGACAGCUAGAGCAAAUAUUAGCACCUUUGACACCCAAGUCUAGCAGCAACCGGUCUAUUCCAACUGUCAUGAAUCAAGACUCCCAAGUAGGUGAGGAUUCAUACAGUUUGGAACAUGUCGAUGUGGAUGAUGGCUUUGAAUGGGAUCUUCUAGGACUCAAUUCAUCAGUUAGCCUACCCCCGCAGGAGCUCUUAGAUCUUGCAGAUCAACUAGAUGUGGAAACUAUUAUGCGAUCUGUGAAUUCCUGUGUGGGAUAA